UUCAGUUCAGUUCAUCCCCACAAACAUUACUGUCAGCAACAAAAACACUCCACAAAAUUACUCACAUUUCCAAAGUACCAUCUUAUUUUGCCUUAAACAACACAAACAAGCCAUGGGCAAAUUAGAAACUGUCACCACCACCUCUGCUGCCGCCGCCGAUGACUCACAGGAGCUGACCACCAAUUUCAAGCUAGUGGGUUUCAAGAAUUUCAUUCGAACCAAUCCCCGUUCCGAUUUUUUCUCCGUUAAACGUUUCCAUCACAUAGAAUUUUGGUGCGGCGAUGCUACCAAUACGGCUCGCCGUUUCUCUUGGUCUCUCGGGAUGCCAAUUGCAGCUAAAUCCGACCUCUCCACCGGAAACUCCGUUCACGCUUCGUACCUCCUCCGUCCCGUUUCAGGUUCGCUUCAGUUCCUCUUCACUGCUACUUAUUCGCCGUCUAUUUCGACGCCGUCAUCUGCAGCCAUCCCCAGUUUCUCUACUUCCACACACCGCUCUUUUACGACAACUCACGGGCUCGGCGUCCGUGCCGUUGCUUUGGAAGUGGAGAAUGCUUACACGGCGUUCUCCGCGAGUAUUUCACGUGGGGCGAAACCCAUGUUUGAACCUGUGACUAUCGAUGAACGAGUCGCGGUGGCUGAAGUUCACUUAUACGGCGACGUCGUUUUGCGGUUUGUGAGCUAUCUGAAAGAUGCGGACAGCCUCGUUUUCCUCCCAGGUUUCGAGGCCAUGGAGGAAACAGCAUCGUACAAAGAACUGGAUUAUGGGAUUCGCCGGCUGGACCAUGCUGUUGGGAAUGUGCCGGAGCUGGGUCCUGUAGUGGACUAUAUCAAGCGCUUUACGGGGUUUCAUGAAUUCGCCGAGUUCACAGCUGAAGAUGUUGGGACUGCUGAGAGCGGGCUGAACUCUAUGGUCCUGGCAAACAAUGACGAAACAGUGCUGCUUCCGUUGAAUGAGCCGGUUUAUGGAACCAAAAGGAAGAGUCAAAUUCAAACGUAUUUAGAGCACAAUGAAGGGGCAGGAGUGCAACAUUUAGCUUUGGUUACAGAGGAUAUAUUUAAAACAUUGACUGAAAUGAGGAAAAGGAGUGGGGUUGGGGGUUUUGAAUUCAUGCCUUCACCUCCGCCUACUUAUUAUAAGAAUUUGAAGAAUAGGGCAGGGGAUGUACUGACUGAUGAACAGAUUCAGGCGUGCGAAGAAUUGGGAAUAUUGGUGGAUAGGGAUGACCAGGGGACCCUUUUACAGAUCUUCACCAAGCCUGUGGGGGACAGACCAACUAUAUUUAUAGAAAUAAUUCAGAGAAUCGGUUGCAUGCUCAAAGACGAAAAAGGACAGGUGUAUCAGAAGGGCGGCUGUGGAGGCUUCGGAAAGGGAAACUUUUCAGAGCUCUUUAGAUCCAUAGAGGAAUAUGAGAAGACGCUUGAAGCCAAACAAGCUAAUCAAGUUGCUGCUGCUUGACCAUAUAAGCAUUCGCGUUCUUUUUGCCCCGUCUAAUCUGACAUUGUGGACAAGGGCGUCUUGACUUGGUAUUAGUACGUUAGCUGCUAUUUGACGUCUCUAUUAUUAAUGAAAAAGGCUUCUGUAUAUAAGUUUAUCCGACAUGCUUUUAUGUAAAGAGUCGCUAAAUAAUGGAAGAACCAAAACUCAGGUAUUUUUAGUGUAAGGGGAUGAUUGUACGGGUGGAAGAAGUUUACGAUAUACCAUAAGUUCUUCUCCAGUUCUUGUUUUUUGGUCUC
Nicotiana tabacum (common tobacco) is the source of this 1734-nucleotide messenger RNA. Its product is annotated as 4-hydroxyphenylpyruvate dioxygenase. Lineage: Eukaryota; Viridiplantae; Streptophyta; Magnoliopsida; Solanales; Solanaceae. Gene Ontology annotation, biological process: L-tyrosine catabolic process. The record is from RefSeq and is a predicted model, not a curated record. Gene Ontology annotation, molecular function: 4-hydroxyphenylpyruvate dioxygenase activity.